Messenger RNA from Pectinophora gossypiella (pink bollworm), 890 nucleotides. It is a transcript of the gene Vkor, whose product is annotated as vitamin K epoxide reductase complex subunit 1. The transcript is spliced from 4 exons. The record is from RefSeq and is a predicted model, not a curated record. Gene Ontology annotation, molecular function: vitamin-K-epoxide reductase (warfarin-sensitive) activity. Gene Ontology annotation, biological process: vitamin K metabolic process; peptidyl-glutamic acid carboxylation. Lineage: Eukaryota; Metazoa; Arthropoda; Insecta; Lepidoptera; Gelechiidae. The coding region runs from base 194 to 709 and encodes 171 amino acids.
AGUAUCUCGCGUAUAGUGAACAAGGUAACUUGUGUCCAAGAUUAAAUAAUAAUAUUGUUAUUCAUUGUACAAAUAAAAUUACAGCUGUAAUCUAGUUGAUGGAUUACAGAUAAACCACCCCGUAAUUACGGACUGUGAGAUUACUCGUUAUCGGUAAAUAUCUCCUACCGAGAUUACGACUGGUUUUUAUCAAAUGCUUAAAGAAGCAGUCAACAAAAUGGAGCGGCGCUGCCCUGAGCGCUGCAUGUGCCGGGUGAUGUGCCGAUGUGAGGACCGGGCCAUCAUCGCCGCGAGUAUCCUCGGAGUGCUAGCCUCGACAUACGCCCUCUAUAUAGAACUGUCCGCUGCUGGCAACCCCAACUUCAAAGCUAUGUGCGACAUCUCAGAUAAAGCCAGCUGCACGAGGGUCUUGACUUCAGAAUAUGCUAAUAUGUUCGGAUUUACUUCGAUUCCACUUCCUAACUGUGCCAUCGGUAUAGCGUUCUAUUGCAUCACCAUCUUCCUUACUACAUUCGACGACAUUCGCUUCGUGGCCGCGCAACUCAUCUUCACCUUGCUCGGGGUCACCUCAAGUAUCUACCUGGCAAUUCUCCUAGUUUUCGUCUUGCGUGAUUUCUGCAUUGUCUGCGUUACCACCUACAUAGUUAACGUUUACCUAGCUAUGUUGGUUUACAGGAAAUUUAACACCAUGAAGGACAAGAUGCACUGAAGCCGCCAUAGUUGGCAUUGUACCCACUAUCUAUUUAGCAUCCCCAUAUUGUGUAAUUAUUUUAAAAUGUAUGUGUAAUGUUUUUGGUGGUAACAGACCUGUGCAUUUAAAUUAUUAAGAGAUGUUUUAUAUUUUUCAAACAUAAAAUUGCAUAUGCUCGGAAAAUAAAGCUUUACGUGUA